Cavenderia fasciculata is the source of this 690-nucleotide messenger RNA. RefSeq lists its product as uncharacterized. Bases 1 to 690 code for a protein of 229 amino acids. Lineage: Eukaryota; Evosea; Eumycetozoa; Acytosteliales; Cavenderiaceae. The record is from RefSeq and is a predicted model, not a curated record. The transcript has 3 exons.
AUGGAAGAAUAUAUAAAUAAAACAAAGCUUGACAAGUACAUUACAAAAGAGGAUAUUCAACAACAUGAUCAAUCUAGAAUAAACAAAUGGUACAAUGAAAUCAUCGAUCACAAGACAGAUGUGAUUGACAAUCAAGAUUCACUAUACAACAUUACAGUACCAAAGUUGGGCGAUGGUGGUACAUGUAGUCUCAAACAUGAACAAGAAACAUUCAAUCUAGAGACUGUCAUUGGAAAGAGAUCUGAUCAACUUUCAAUCAUUAUUUCAAAGUUAUAUAAAAUUGUACAACAAAUUUCAAAUGAUACUGGAUCUGAUUGGUUUGGAAUUUACAAGACUUAUUCUGUUGAUAAUGAUAAAGCUCUUAUUAAAUUAGCAUAUCAAGGUGAAAUUUCAAGACCAAUAUUCCCAUUGACAGAUGAUUUUGCACUCAUUUCAAACAAUUCAACUGUUGGUAUGACAGGAACUGGAAGAAUCAUUACAUCACUCCAAGAAUAUGAUGGUCCCUAUUACAAUUGUUCGGAUAAGGUUAAAAGUGAACUAUGUAUUCCUAUAUUUAGUGCAACCAAUGCCAACCAAGUCAUUGGAAUCAUCGAUGCAGAAUCAUGGAAAGAUAAACAUUUCACACCAACUUUAAUCCUCGAUAUUGCUACUGUUGCCCUACUACUUUCAAAUACUCUUUCAUCAUUUUAG